Molecule: messenger RNA, 5844 nt
Organism: Eurypyga helias (sunbittern)
Lineage: Eukaryota; Metazoa; Chordata; Aves; Eurypygiformes; Eurypygidae
Gene: CACNA1H
Product: calcium channel, voltage-dependent, T type, alpha 1H subunit
Exons: 33
Biological process (GO): calcium ion import; membrane depolarization during action potential; sodium ion transmembrane transport
Cellular component (GO): voltage-gated sodium channel complex; voltage-gated calcium channel complex; neuron projection
Molecular function (GO): voltage-gated sodium channel activity; low voltage-gated calcium channel activity
Source: RefSeq, a predicted model, not a curated record
UGGUUCGAGCACGUCAGCAUGCUGGUCAUCCUCCUGAACUGCGUCACCCUGGGCAUGUUCCAGCCCUGCGAGGACGUGGAGUGCCAGUCGGAGCGGUGCACCAUCCUGGAGGCGUUUGACGACUUCAUUUUCGCUUUCUUUGCGGUGGAGAUGGUCAUCAAGAUGGUGGCUCUGGGGAUCUUCGGGCAGAAGUGUUACCUUGGAGAUACGUGGAAUCGCCUGGACUUCUUCAUCGUGAUGGCGGGCAUGAUGGAGUAUUCUCUGGAUGGACACAACGUGAGCUUGUCUGCGAUCCGCACCGUCCGGGUACUUCGGCCGCUACGAGCCAUUAACAGGGUGCCAAGUAUGCGAAUACUCGUCACUCUGCUGUUAGAUACUCUGCCUAUGUUAGGCAACGUCCUCCUCUUGUGCUUCUUUGUCUUCUUCAUCUUUGGGAUUGUCGGUGUGCAGCUCUGGGCAGGGCUGCUGAGAAACAGGUGUUUCCUAGACAGGAAUUUUGCAAUGACAUACAACCUUACCUUCCUGCAUCCGUACUACCGGACAGACGAAGCAGAGGAGAAUCCAUUCAUCUGCUCAUCGCAUCGUGAAAACGGCAUGCAGAAAUGCUCCAAUAUCCCAAACAGGAAGGAGUACAAGGUGGAGUGCACCUUGAGCAUGGACUCCUACACCCCAAGUNNNAAUGCCGGCAUAAACUGGAACCAGUAUUACAACGUAUGCAUGGCAGGAGACGUAAACCCACACAACGGAGCUAUCAAUUUUGAUAACAUUGGAUAUGCCUGGAUAGCUAUUUUUCAGGUUAUAACCCUGGAAGGAUGGGUUGACAUCAUGUAUUAUGUGAUGGAUGCACAUUCUUUUUACAAUUUUAUAUAUUUUAUAUUGCUUAUAAUAGUUGGUUCCUUCUUCAUGAUUAACUUGUGCCUGGUUGUGAUAGCAACACAGUUUUCUGAAACAAAGCAGCGGGAGAACCAGCUGAUGCAGGAGCAGCGGGCCCGUUAUCUCUCCAAUGACAGCACAAUUGCCAGCUUCUCAGAGCCAGGUAGCUGCUACGAGGAGCUGCUCAAGUACAUCUGCCACAUCUUCAGGAAGGUGAAACGGCGGACAAUACGCCUGUACAAUAACUGGCAGAGUAAACGCCGGAAAAAAGUUAACCCAAACAGCACCACAAAUGGGCAAAGCCACCGAGGCAAAAAGCGCAUCACCUCCAUACACCACCUCAUCCACCAUCACCAUCACCACCACCACCACCACUAUCACAUUAGCAAUGGGAGCCCUCGAGGACCAUGCUCCAACCCUGAGAUCUGCGACCUGGAACUCAAGGUCAUGAAACCCGGAGACCAAUUGAUGCUUCCUUCUCCAUCACCCAACUUGCAGAGCCCUGCUCCUCCUCCAGACUCGGAGUCUGUGCACAGCAUUUACCACACAGACUGUCACGUCGAAGGACCACAAGUGAACUGUAAGUCUUCCAAUGCCCCUGCGAGCAUUAAACUGACUGCCAGCCUCUCCAACCAUGGCAACAUGAACUAUCCUACCAUCCUGCCUUCUCCAACUAGCAAAGCCAGUUCUGUUCCGGUUCCCAAAGGAAAGAAGAAUGGCAGUUCACCUGUGGCUGUGGUUAACAGCCCUGUAAAUUUGGGCACAGAUUCUUAUGGGAAGCUACAGCAGCUGGUAGGAGAGCAUGGUCUGCGGCGGACACCCAGCCGGCUGUCGGGGCUGAGCGCGGCCUGCCCGCUGCCCAGCCCACCGGGUGGCACGCUGACCUGCGAGCUGCAGGACUGUCCCUUCUGUGCCAGCCUCCUGGACGACCCCGACUUCGCCUUCAGUGAGUCUGACAGCUGCGACUCUGACAGCAACGGCGUCUACGAGUUCACCCAGGACCUGCGGCACGGCGACCACAGAGACCAGCUCCAGCAGCAGCGGGGCAGGAGGAGGAGGAAGAAGAAAAAGCCCAAGGAAAGGAACAAGGUCACACGCCUGUGGAAGGCGUUCGGCAGCAAGCUGAAGAGGAUCGUGGAGAGCAAAUACUUCAACCGGGGGAUUAUGAUCGCCAUUCUCAUCAACACGCUGAGCAUGGGCAUCGAGUACCACGAGCAGCCGGAUGAGUUGACCAACGCCUUGGAGAUCAGUAACAUCGUCUUCACAAGCAUGUUUGCCCUGGAGAUGCUCCUGAAACUCCUUGCCUUUGGCCUCUUCGGCUACAUCAAGAACCCAUACAACAUCUUUGACGGGAUCAUAGUUGUCAUCAGCGUUUGGGAGAUCAUCGGCCAGUCGGACGGAGGCCUCUCUGUGCUACGAACUUUUCGGCUCCUCCGGGUGCUGAAACUGGUGCGUUUCAUGCCCGCCCUCCGUCGCCAGCUCGUGGUCCUGAUGAAGACAAUGGACAACGUAGCCACCUUCUGCAUGUUGCUCAUGCUCUUCAUCUUUAUCUUCAGUAUUCUCGGCAUGCAUCUUUUUGGAUGCAAGUUCAGCCUGAAAACUGACACAGGAGACACAGUUCCAGAUAGAAAGAAUUUUGAUUCCUUACUUUGGGCCAUCGUGACCGUAUUUCAGAUCCUCACUCAAGAGGACUGGAACGUGGUCCUGUACAAUGGGAUGGCAUCUACAUCCUCAUGGGCAGCACUCUACUUUGUGGCCCUGAUGACCUUCGGCAAUUAUGUGCUCUUCAACCUUCUUGUUGCCAUUCUGGUAGAAGGCUUCCAAGCAGAGGGGGAUGCCAAUAGGUCAGACACAGAUGAGGACAAGACAUCUGCCAACUUCGAUGAUGAUUUUGAGAAGCUAAAAGACCUCCGAGCAACAGAGAUGAAGAUGUACUCACUUGCCGUCACCCCAAACGGACACCUGGAGGGCAGGGGAAGCAUGCCACCUCCUAUAAUCAUGCGCACUGCUGCCACACCGAUGCCCACGCCAAAGUGUUCCCCACACAUGGAUUCUGUGCACACUUUUGUGGACUCGAGGAGAGGGAGUAACGCUUCGCUAGACCCCUUGAGCUACGAUCAGAAGUCCUUGUCCAGCCUCCGCAGUUCCCCUUGUGCCAACUGGGGCACCAGCAGCAACUGGGGAAGCCGACGCUCAAGCUGGAAUAGCCUGGGCAGAGCCCCGAGCCUCAAGAAGAAGAACCAGUCAGGAGAAAGAGAGUCCUUGCUCUCAGGGGAAGGGAAAGGCAGCACAGAUGAUGACUCCGAUGACGCCAAGUCCAGCACGGUCAGCAGGCCCUCGCUGCACCGCCGGGCAGAGUCCCUGGACUACCGCAGCUCCCUGGACCUGCCUGAGCUGCUCCAGCUGCCCGCCAUGCGCCACUCGCUCAGUAUCGGCCCCAUGGCCGUUCUGCCUGCCGAGUACCAAGACUGCAACGGCAAGAUGGUUCAUGUCCCCAGUGAGUUCUUCCUGCGUGUUGACAGUCACAAGGAGGAUGCCCUGGACUAUGAGGAUGACAUGGAGGAUAGUUACUGCUACCGAAUUCGUAAAGUCUUGGAGCCCUACAAACCACAGUGGUGCAAGAGUCAUGAAGACUGGUCUCUCUACUUGUUUUCCCCACAGAAUCGGUUCCGAAUGAUGUGCCAGAAGGUCAUUGCCCACAAAAUGUUUGAUCACGUGGUGCUGGUCUUCAUAUUUCUCAACUGCAUCACUAUAGCACUGGAGCGACCAGACAUAGACCCACACAGCACGGAAAGGAUAUUCCUAAGUGUUUCUAAUUACAUCUUCACUGCAAUCUUUGUGGCUGAAAUGAUGGUUAAGGUGGUAGCUCUUGGCUUUUUCUCUGGGGAGAACACCUAUCUGCAGAGCAGCUGGAACGUCCUGGAUGGAGUCCUGGUCUUUGUGUCUAUCAUUGACAUUAUAGUCUCCAUGGCAUCGGCAGGCGGAGCUAAGAUCCUGGGUGUCCUUCGCGUUUUGAGACUUCUGCGGACCUUGAGACCCCUGCGGGUCAUCAGCAGAGCCCCAGGUCUGAAGCUGGUGGUAGAAACCUUGAUCUCCUCCUUGAGGCCUAUUGGGAAUAUUGUUCUCAUCUGCUGUGCUUUCUUCAUUAUCUUUGGGAUUUUAGGGGUCCAGCUUUUUAAAGGGAAGUUCUACUACUGCGAUGGCCCUGAUGUAAAAAACAUCACUACAAAGACUGACUGCACUAACGCACACUACAAAUGGGUUCGGCGGAAGUACAAUUUUGACAAUUUGGGACAGGCCCUCAUGUCCUUGUUUGUGCUCUCCUCCAAAGAUGGCUGGGUGAACAUCAUGUAUGAUGGUUUGGAUGCUGUGGGUAUUGACCAACAGCCCGUCCAGAACCAUAACCCUUGGAUGCUUCUCUACUUCAUCUCCUUCCUGCUCAUCGUCAGCUUCUUCGUGCUCAACAUGUUUGUGGGGGUGGUGGUGGAGAACUUUCACAAAUGCCGACAGCACCAGGAGGCGGAGGAGGCCCGGCGUCGGGAGGAGAAGCGCCUGAGACGCUUGGAGAAAAAGCGCAGGAGUAAGGAGAUAUACCUGUCUGAAGCCCAACGUAGGCCUUACUACGCGGACUAUUCCCCAGCACGGAAGUACAUUCACACCCUCUGCACCAGCCACUAUCUUGACCUCUUCAUCACGUUCAUCAUUGGGGUCAAUGUCAUCACUAUGUCGAUGGAGCACUACAACCAGCCCAAGUCCCUGGACGAAGCCCUGAAGUACUGCAACUAUGUGUUCACCAUCGUUUUUGUGUUUGAGGCAGUUCUGAAGUUGGUGGCAUUUGGUUUUCGAAGGUUCUUUAAGGACAGGUGGAAUCAGCUGGAUUUGGCCAUAGUUCUCUUAUCAAUUGUGGGAAUCACGCUGGAGGAAAUUGAGAUGAAUGCUGCACUGCCCAUCAAUCCCACAAUAAUACGCAUUAUGCGGGUGCUGAGAAUAGCAAGAGUGCUGAAACUGCUUAAAAUGGCCACGGGGAUGCGAGCGCUCCUGGACACGGUGGUACAAGCGCUUCCCCAGGUAGGGAACCUUGGCCUACUUUUUAUGCUCCUGUUUUUUAUCUAUGCUGCACUGGGAGUGGAAUUGUUUGGCAAACUAGACUGCAGUGAGGAAAAUCCUUGUGAAGGUCUGAGCCGGCACGCAACUUUCACCAACUUCGGCAUGGCCUUUCUCACCCUCUUCAGGGUGUCAACGGGGGACAACUGGAAUGGCAUCAUGAAGGACACCCUCCGGGAAUGCACUCGGGAGGACAAGCACUGCCUCAGUUACCUGCCAGUUAUCUCUCCUGUCUACUUCGUCACCUUCGUCCUCAUCGCACAGUUUGUUCUAGUCAACGUGGUGGUGGCAGUGCUGAUGAAGCACUUGGAGGAGAGCAACAAGGAGGCCAAGGAGGAUGCGGAGAUGGAUGCUGAGAUUGAGUUGGAGAUGUCCAGAGGAGCAACCACCUCGCCUACCAGUGGGAGCCGGGGAUGCGCAGUGGCUCCGGAGAGCAGACCACCCUACAGGAGUCAGGAGACCGCGAAGUCGGAGUCAGCGGUGCAGGUGAAGCACCAUGCCCUGGGCGGCGCAGCCUCUCUGAGGCCACAGGACUCCCAAAACCUGCUGACGGUCCGCAAGAUCUCCAUUUCCCGAAUGCACUCCUUGCCCAAUGACAGCUACAUGUUCCGGCCGGUGAUGCCAGCGAAAGCCCCUUUCCCUCUUCACGAAGUGGAGAUGGAGACAUAUCCCUGCAAAUCCCAAAGAGGAUCCAUCACUUCCAUCCGCUCCCAGCCUGUGGGAACAUGUUCCUCUCUGAGAGUCCCAUCGGAGUCCUUCCAGCUGGCAGCCCGCUCUCCCAACCCAGACGGCCGUCACCGCUCGAAGAUCCUUCCCCCCCACGCUGCACCCCGAUCUCCUACUCUCAACAAGCUGCUGUGCAGACAG